CUGAAGCAAUUUUAUGUGAUUAACCUGUUGAUAUACUACAAAGCAUUUGUCUUUAGAUGGCUCAUUAUUGAUGAAAGUGAUCGGCUUUUUGAGGUUGUAGAAGGGCAGGAGAGAUGUUUCCGCAGUCAGUUGGCCGCCGUUUAUAAAGCUUGUGAUGGGAAAUUUACUAGACGUGCUUUCUUCAGUGCCACAUUUUCGUACGAAGUUGAGGAAUGGUGUAAAGAGAACCUCAAUAACGUGGCGAUGGUAUGCAUUGGAGAAAGAAAUUCUGCAAAUGCGAACGUUAAGCAGGAAUUGGUGUUUGCUGGUUCAGAGCAAGGAAAACUUCUCGCUGUUAGAACCCUCUUGCAGACUCAGUUCGAUCCACCGGCUUUGAUUUUUGUUCAGGCUAAAGAGCGUGCUAGAGAGCUGCUAUCAGCUUUGUCUUCGCUUACACCGCCGAUACCAGCUGCUUUUAUAAGUAGCGAGAAAUCGCAAAAUGAGAGGGACCACAUAGUUGAAUCAUUCCGUAACGGUCGACUGUGGGUUCUAAUUUGUACUGAAUUAAUGGGACGAGGUCUUGAUUUACGUAAUGUUAAUCUCGUUAUCAACUUUGAUCUACCAACGUCUAUUAUCAGCUAUAUACAUAGGAUCGGUCGAACUGGACGUGCAGGCCGUAAAGGUCGUGCCAUAACCUAUUUUACAGAAGCAGACACAAAAUAUCUAAGAUCAAUAGCUACAGUGAUACAUCAAGCUGGGUUCCAAGUGCCGGAGUACACGCUUAGUUUGAAACCUUUGUCUAGAAACGAAAAGAAGGAAUUAGUUCGACAUGCUCCCAAAAGGAAACACAUUGCUUUUAUCAAAAAGAAGAAGAAAGGCGACAAGAAGGAAGAUAAGGAAUCUACAGCUCCUGCUCCAAAGAAAGCCAAACGUGAUGAAAAACCCGAUAGUCUGAAAACAGAAUUGAACGGUACUACCAAGAAUAAACCGAAGACUGAUGGAAAAAUCAUUAAGGUUAAUAAAGUGGGUAUAGCUGAUGGUGCUAAUCCAGAUAAUGUCUCUAGAAAAGCGAAGUCAGUGAGAAAGAAUAGGUUAGAGAAAGGUAAGGUAAAGAAAUUGAAUAGUUGAGU
Molecule: messenger RNA, 1109 nt
Organism: Strongylus vulgaris
Lineage: Eukaryota; Metazoa; Nematoda; Chromadorea; Rhabditida; Strongylidae
Source: the annotation of a GenBank genome assembly